AUGUCAGACUCACCAUCGAAGAAGCGGCCGCGCCACGAGGAGGCUACGCCUCAAUCAAAAAAGAAAAAGGUUGAAAUCCAGUCCGGUCGGCCAGUCGCUCCAACAUUCCAGGUCACAAAGGUCCUCAAGCCGCAGGUGUCGCCUCCAGUUGUAGCAUUGACGCCAGGGAUAUCACUACCGGACGGCUUUCUCUUCGAUGUCUACGACAAGGCCGACCAGCAGCCUUCCGCCAAGCGGCGGAAGAGUGGCGGCACGCCCGCGCAAUCCGAGAUGGCGCUGUUUUCUUCAAAGCAUCGUUCAAUAGACUACACGGCGCGGGAAGAGCGCCAUAAGACUGUCGACCAGGUCAUGAACCAUUUCCUGGCGAUUAUCGACCCGAAAACGGGGCAGAUCGAGGUCGUGCAGGCGAAGAAGAUGGCAGUUCGAGGGACGGUCAGGUCAAAACAGGCCUCGUCUGAGGCUAUGGAGGGGGAUGCUGGCAAGCCGACCUUUGCCGAACAAAAGAUGGAGCUGGGCGAGGCUUUCGGUACGAAGAAGGCGAAGAAGGCCAUCCAGGCUGUCGCCGAAAACGCCAUGCUGGCCGCCAGGUCACGCGGCAAGCUGGACGAGGAUGCCCGCGCCUUGGUACACACCAUCAAGGAUUCCAGCGAGCACAUGGCCACGCGCGAGGAGCUCCAGGCCGCUGUCGACAUGGCCCGCCCCGUUCCCCGUGGCAACUUCGACGCCGAGGACAUCCAGGACGUCUACGUUCCCCGCGAAAUCAUCGGCGCAGAGGUGCUCAACGCAAUACCGAUUCUGGAGUGGCAAGAGAAGGCCAAGAAGAACGAGCCACUGCUGGUUCCGUCCCGCUUUGUUGCCAAUCGCAUCAACCGCGUAGCCAGCAACGAGAACGCGGUCGAGCGGCUCAAGGUGCUGCGUUAUCUCCUGUGGACUAUCGUCUUUUACGCGACUACCACGCAGGGAAAGGAGCGCGGGACGAGGAACAUCGGGAAGCGUGACAAGCUGCGCCAGGUCAUGGUUGGCGCGCCGGAGAUCGUUAUCGAAAACAUUCGGCGCAAAUUCUCAGACGCGGGCGUCAUGCGGAAGACGCAUGUUGACCUACUUAUGACGCACUGCUGCGCGUUCGCGUGCAUCGUCGACAACUUCGAGGUUAACACCCUCGAUCUGCGGGAGGACCUCAAGCUGGAGCAGAAGCAGAUCAACCAGUACUUUAUGGAGAUUGGCGCCCGUAUCAAGCAGAAGAAGACGGGCGACAAGCUGGACACCAUCGCCAAGCUUGCGCUGCCGUUGCAGUUUCCCAAGAUGCGCGUGCCGGCGACGAAGCGGAGGUGA
Molecule: messenger RNA, 1332 nt
Organism: Thermochaetoides thermophila DSM 1495
Lineage: Eukaryota; Fungi; Ascomycota; Sordariomycetes; Sordariales; Chaetomiaceae
Product: RNA polymerase I-like protein
Exons: 3
Coding region: 1-1332 (443 amino acids)
Biological process (GO): transcription elongation by RNA polymerase I; RNA polymerase I preinitiation complex assembly; nucleolar large rRNA transcription by RNA polymerase I
Cellular component (GO): RNA polymerase I complex
Molecular function (GO): DNA binding
Source: RefSeq, a predicted model, not a curated record